Molecule: messenger RNA, 576 nt
Organism: Rotaria sp. Silwood2
Lineage: Eukaryota; Metazoa; Rotifera; Eurotatoria; Philodinida; Philodinidae
Source: the annotation of a GenBank genome assembly
AUGAUUGGUCAAGUAAUCAUGAACGAUGAAGUACAUAAAAAAAUUUUAGAAACAAACAGCAAAACAAAUGUUUUUAAAUUAUUUUUUCGUUUAGAUUUAUUUCGAUUUCGAUAUAAAAAAGAAGUUGUUAAACAAGCUAAGACAAUUGAAGAAUUACAUUUACAAGAAAAAUAUCUUCAUUCAAUUAAUAAUAAAUUUGAACAAGCUACACGAAAUUUAUAUGAAAAAGUUAAUGUAGAAUCAUCUGAAGAUGAAUUAAGUGAAUUACGAAAGGAAUAUGCAUUAUCAAGUUUAUUUAAUCGUGACAAUAAAACAUAUUUAUGGUAUAUUGAUAAUAUUGAAGAAUUAUUAAAAAAUGCAAAACAACCUUCUGAGCCAUUAUGUAUUACUUCAUCUUCAUUUAAUACUUCAAAAUAUGAUUAUAAAGUUAUUUUAAAAUUAUAUUUGAAUGGUGAUCAAAUAGCACGAAAUACACAUUUAUCAUUUGAUGUAAUUUUAAUGCGUGAUAAUAAUAAUUCCUUAAUAAAAUGGCCAUUUUAUUAUGAAAUUAUAUUAUGUUUAUUUCAUACAAGUUGA